AUGGCCGAAGACAUGGUCUCUUUUUUCUCGGUACCUCAUGAUACUAAUCCUCAGAGCUUGGCUCGAUACUUCGCCAACCAAGAAUCGUCCAAUUCAAAAAUAGACCCGGCAGCUUGCCAUGGUGCGGUAGCUGAACAUGCAGACGCAGGCGGCGCCACACCGACUUGUCUAUCUUCUCGACACGCUGAUCGACUCUGCUCCCAUCUGACCUCUGACCAUAACCUAUGGUUUCUGUGUAGCAUGCUUAAUUGGCAAAACUAUCAGGGUUCCUCUUAUGGCAGUAACGGAAGUGGCCUUCUGGUUGACAUGCCGAAUGGGAUUGUUGAUGCUGUGCGCGACUGCGUCAACUCGGACGGCGAACCACGGUUGAUCGCAUACGCUCAGCUUCAGCGCCUAGCAACUGAAUUAGUUAAUUCUAAUCCUAUGCCCUUUGGAUGA
Protopolystoma xenopodis is the source of this 438-nucleotide messenger RNA. The record is from the annotation of a GenBank genome assembly. NCBI's taxonomy places the organism in Eukaryota, Metazoa, Platyhelminthes, Monogenea, Polystomatidea, Polystomatidae.